AUGGAAUACCUAUGUGAUGCAAUAAACUCUACUAUUUCUUUCGGCCAGAAUAUUGUGCAAGAAUAUGCAACUGCUCUAGCUGUUGGUAGUACAGGGCUUGCCCUUGCUACAGUGCCUAUCACCGGGCCUGCAGUACUGGUCGCUGUUGGUUUCAGCGCCUCGGGGCCUAUUGCAACGUCUUUUGCUGCAGUAUGGCAAUCUUUACUUGGGGUGGUUCAGACUGGGAGUCUGUUUGCCACCCUACAAAGUGCUGCGAUGGGCGGUGUUGCUGCGGGAACAUUUACAGCAGCUUUAAAUAUUGGGGUUGUGAUGAUGGGAUCUGCAGCAAUUGGAAUAAAAUGGACUUAUGAAAAAGGGGAUAUGGCUGAAAUUUUCUCUUAUCGACACUACAAAUGUAUGAUGAAUGACCCACACAUGCUUGAAAAGAGAAAUUCCUUAGACACCGAGUUUUUGAGAUUGCGCAAAUUAGAUAUGUCCUAG
Messenger RNA from Aspergillus japonicus CBS 114.51, 480 nucleotides. Its product is annotated as interferon alpha-inducible IFI6/IFI27 family protein. The transcript has 2 exons. The record is from RefSeq and is a predicted model, not a curated record. The coding region runs from base 1 to 480 and encodes 159 amino acids. NCBI's taxonomy places the organism in Eukaryota, Fungi, Ascomycota, Eurotiomycetes, Eurotiales, Aspergillaceae. Gene Ontology annotation, cellular component: membrane.